AUGGUAUCACGAGUAGCCGUACAGACAGUCACCCAGACUCAGACACAUCCACAUAUUAGAGGAUCAACAAUUGGGAUAAUGAUGUCUUCUUCAAGGAUACCCAUACCGCCAGCUGGGGGUUCAUCUGGACAGGGAAGACCCAAGCAGAGCACCCCCAAGCCUUCAUCAAUUCCCCGAAGCAGGCGGGAUUCAUCGGCAUCAGAGUCAGAAGAGUAUAGUAGGCUGAGGAUGGUGAGGUCGAAUUCCUCAAAGAAAUCAUCCAGGGAAAACAUCACAUCUACUGGGACGUCAAAGCAGCCUUCAUACUCCUUCAUGCCGACAUCAAGGUACUAUGCUGCACCUCCAAGCAAUGCGCCUCCUCCUAACAUACCAGCCGAUACACAGCAACAAACAACAUCAUCCAUAUCUUCCUGGAAAUUUAGUCGACCAUCAUUACCUGAAUCACGACCACGAAAUGUUCUCCGGAGAAAGGCACCGUCAAUAGAGCAGUAUGCGGAGAGGAACAGAGCAAGGUUACAAACCUCGACAUCCGAGAAGAUUGAGAUGGACCUGCCCCAUAUUGAAAUACAAAAUAAGGUUGAACCGGAUUUUAGGGAAACAGCGCCAACCAGACCAUCACCACAACCAGUUGAAAAUGCCCCUGUUCGACCACAGUAUUCCACUCCAACCCCUUCCUCUCAAGCACCUCCAACAGAGGCCACAUCCUCGACAUCAGGGUCACAGUCUCACAUCCCAAAGGAGUUCGUCGGCCUAUCGACGUCGAUAAAUACUUCGAAUCUGCCCCCUCCAACCCCUAACUUUACAGGCGGAAGCAGCCCUUCAACCAGGUACACUGACUCCCCUGGUAUGUGGAGUAGAGGAUCAACUCCAACGUCACUUUCAUCCUACUCUCCCGGUAUAGUACAUCCAAUCCACGGCUCACGGCUUAAGCAACCCAGCCCAACAAUCUUUAGGAAUCAAAGGUCCCGUCCAAACCUGACGGCUCUGUCGUCAUUUGAUGAAACUAAGAGAACGUGUACUCCCACAACCCGACUCCCUCGACGAUCCCAGACCGAGCCUAUUGCUCAACCUCCUGGCCUUGGAGUGAGGGACACCAGGCACCAAGCGGAAUGGCAAUCGGCAGGUGUCCUCCCUGGCGAUAUAAAACCCAGUCCUGAGAACAGAAAGGAGGACGUUUCUACUCCAAAGCUCGAAGAACCUCCUUUGCUUUUAGAUUUGGGAGCAACUACCGGCCUUUCUCCAAGCAGGCCCAGCCGCAAGGGAACAGAGCCGCUGAAACUGGAAUCAUCUCCCGUGAUUUGGAGUAACCUUGCCUCUUCGAGGCUUCCCACCCACAAACGCAGAGGAUCAGCAAGCUCUAAUACCCGCUCUAAAUCACCAGCUAUACCUUCAGCGAUUGUAAAUGCAUCUACGGAGUCACUUCAGUCUAGGAGUUCAUCAAAAAUAUCUGCCUUUUCUCCAUCAGUCGGCUUAGCUGAUUCCAAUACCCGGCCACAGCUACGAUCUAUAACUCCCAAAGGAAAUCACCUCAGGAAAACAUCACUCUCAGGGAAAGAGCCAAAAGUGUCUAAUAAUACGACGGAGGUUAAGGAUCCAAAACAACAGCAACCCCCUACCACCGGUGGUCCAAGGCGACUUGGCUUUUUCCCAAAAAAAUCAAAGACGGUUCCAGAAAUUACUCAAUCUGCACUUAGUGAAAGCCGGUCACGCAGAGGACCUUCCGCAGGGACUGGGCACGAAGGUUAUGGCAAAUACGCUCAACGAGGAAGAAGAACCAGCGUCGGAAGCACCACAUCCAGAGCAAGAUCAAUCAGCGCUAGUAGAUCAGUUGGGAACAACAGUGUCAGUAGCAGCCAUAUGGGACACGAAAUUGAUGAUUUCCUUCUCGAUCGCUUGGAGCCAGUCAUCAUUAAUGGCGGUGGGCUGGAUGGCUCAGCUUUGACUCGUACACAGAGCGGACAGAGCGAGAACCAUCUAAGUGUUAUUUCCACUACUGAAUCGAAAGCUCCUCCAUCUACACUGGUUCAGAGUCCGGAGCCAAUAAGCUCCCCUCUGCAAUCCUCCCUUCUAGAUCCCGGGACAACUCUACAUCCGGAAGUGAAACAUCGUCGUUCAUUCCGGAAUUCGAAGCUAUUUGGGGGUCAGAAAACAACAAGUAACUAUCUGUCAGUGUCUCAACUUCGACCAUCGGCAUCCAGGCGGCCGUCUGAUGCCAGCAUCGAUAGCCGUGCUGAAUUGGGUUAUCAUGAUACCCCUAAUUCAUCCUCGCCGCCUGAUUCUAAGCCAAAUAAGGAACCGAAGAAGAAGAAGUCUGAGAAGUCAGGACGAUGGAACUUCUUCCAGCGCAGCAACCCGAACCUUCGUGAGAAAAAGGCAAAGGAUGAGCUGGAGCUAACUCCAGGGAUGCCCGCUGCUAUAACUCAGGCUCCAGUUUCUAGAGCCGUUGCUCAUUAUGCCAUCCUUGAUAAUGAACAGAUUGACUCUGAUUCUUUGGAGGAUAUACUAGCGCGGGUGGAAGAAUCACCACCAACUGAGGAAGAAAUCGAAGCGACGACUGGACUCGGAUUGAGGACGAAGCAUGGCCAUUCUGUCUUAUUGCCGGAGCCACCAGCAGGGCUACUUAACAGUGUCUCUGAGAGACGCCCAUCAUCGCCCAAAGUGUUUUUUAAUAAGGAAGUGUUGCCUACUAUCUCACCACCAAAGAGCGAUCGACCCAGCCGCUUGGCUUCCGUUGGUAGAAUACCUCCAGUCAUUCCGAGUGCCAGGAAUCAACAUAAACCGUCUCUUCAAUCAUUUUCACGCCCAUUUAGUGUUGGGCAGGGCCCUUCCCUGACAGUGACGGCCGCAGCUGUGGCAUCUAAUCAUCCACCUUUGGUUGAAGCCAUACCGAAUCGAUUUGCCUUGUACCCACCCUCGCAAGAGGAGUUCCUUACUUUUAGUCCAAGAAAGGGCUCUGAGGUUUCUGUAUCCUCUGAGAGUGCAGAUGGCAGAAGUCUGGCAGCCGUCACUGCUGUUCUCCCAUUUCCGGGGUCAAAACUGACAGACGACGAAAUAUGGCAAGAAUAUGACGAUUUUCUAGACAAAGUGACAUCGCCGCAAACCCCUGAGGAUGGCCUUCUGCAUACACCCCGAUCUUUCAACUUGGCUACUAGGGCCUCCAAAGCUUUACAGGAGGGGUUGAGUGGAAUGAAUGACACUUCUCCCCCAAUUUCGCCUUUACAGUGUCCGGAAAUCAUAACACCCCAAAUACCAGACCACAACUCGAUUCAUCUAAGCCGUUCUAUGAUUCUCUCCGCCCUACAUUCAUCCAUCACACCCUCGGAGCCAAUCUCUCUCGGUGAUCUCAUUUCAACGUAUGCUGGGAGCAAAAGUUCCUCCACUGACUUCACUGACGUCAAUAACCCUUAUGCUUCCCUGGGAGAGGAGCUGCAGAAUGACACCAAUGCAGCAAAGCAUGCUCCUAAAGAAAACUCUCCCCCAACAACAGAAAAGGACCAGAUUCAGGUAGAUCCUAUGGCUCAAGCAAAUGUCCGUUCGGGCUCAUUGAUGACAAGCCGCUGGCUUUCCUUCGGCCGUGUUCUAUUCAGCCCAGCCAAAAACCACAUGCAACCUCAAGAUCAAGCCCGCAUCCUGGUUAUUGAUGGGUUAGGCAACGAUGACUGGUCAUUUUACUGCGCCUUGACUUAUCCUUCCGCAGUGGUAUACAACCUUACUCCAAAUGUGCCUCCUCAGUCCACAUCCAGCAACCCAGCAGCAUGGGAUCCACCAUCAAAUCAUCGUACUAUCCAUCGAUCUGGUAUCAAAACUCCGUUCCCAUUUCCGAAGGGAUUUUUCACUGUUGCCGUCAUGCGCUUCCCGGCUGCUUGCUCUGAAGCGGCGUAUGAUACCGUUGUCUCCGAAUGUUAUCGUGUCCUACGCCCUGGCGGAUACCUAGAGCUCAGCGUCAUGGACCUGGAUAUGGUUAAUAUGGGAACUCACACUCGAAAAGCAGUUCGAAUGUUAAAAGAACGGAUAUACACGACCGAUUCUAGCAUAUGCCUAAAGCCGGCCAGCGACAACAUCCAGAGGCUGCUUGGAAAGCGUGGAUUCGCCAAUUUAAAUCGAUGCAUGGUUGUCGUCCCAGUUGCUGGUACCAUUGUGCAAUCAUCGGAUACAUCGAGCUCAAACCAAUCCGUUGCAAACUUGCCCCCACAAUAUAGCAGCUCUAAUAUCCCGCAACGGGCAGAUAGCUUGUCCAACAAAAAACAUACACGUGCCCCUUCUGACGAUGUGAAUAUGUCCCUCGGUGAUCUCCUAUCGGACCCUUCACCCUCGCCCUCAAACGACGAAUCGAUUGCUAAGAUGGUUGCAAAAGUCGCCCGAUGGUGGCACACACGGUGCUACGAACUAGCUGUUUUCAAUGACCAGAAUAAGGACAUCUGGACCGACAAGAUGCUUCUUCGAGAAUGCAGACGGCGAGGCACUGGGUUCAGACUCCUGAUUGCAUAUGCCCAGAAACCCAGUGAAGUCACCAGAAGAACUGCGAGCGUCUAA
This is a messenger RNA of Nannizzia gypsea CBS 118893, 4533 nucleotides long. RefSeq lists its product as hypothetical. The record is from RefSeq and is a predicted model, not a curated record. The coding region runs from base 1 to 4533 and encodes 1510 amino acids. The transcript has a single exon. NCBI's taxonomy places the organism in Eukaryota, Fungi, Ascomycota, Eurotiomycetes, Onygenales, Arthrodermataceae.